Molecule: messenger RNA, 1668 nt
Organism: Manis javanica (Malayan pangolin)
Lineage: Eukaryota; Metazoa; Chordata; Mammalia; Pholidota; Manidae
Gene: CNBP
Product: CCHC-type zinc finger nucleic acid binding protein
Molecular function (GO): zinc ion binding; nucleic acid binding
Source: RefSeq, a predicted model, not a curated record
GCCGUGCGCAGCGGCGUGUUGGGCCGUGUGCAGACCCGCGUGUGGCGCAGGCAAGGACCCUGAAAAUAAACAGCAGCUACCUUGCGAGCCGCCUUCCCCGGGCCCGCGUCCGAGUCUUCCCCGCUGCGGACCCCCCUCAGACGCUGAAGAUCUAACUGCAGCCAUGAGCAGCAAUGAGUGCUUCAAGUGUGGACGAUCUGGCCACUGGGCCCGGGAAUGCCCUACUGGUGGAGGCCGUGGUCGUGGGAUGAGAAGCCGUGGCAGAGGUGGUUUUACCUCGGAUAGAGGUUUCCAGUUUGUUUCCUCGUCUCUUCCAGACAUCUGUUACCGCUGUGGUGAGUCUGGUCAUCUUGCCAAGGAUUGUGAUCUUCAGGAGGAUGAAGCCUGCUAUAACUGCGGUAGAGGUGGCCACAUUGCCAAGGACUGCAAGGAGCCCAAGAGAGAGCGAGAGCAGUGCUGCUACAACUGUGGCAAACCAGGCCAUCUGGCUCGUGACUGUGACCAUGCGGAUGAGCAGAAGUGCUAUUCUUGUGGAGAAUUUGGACAUAUUCAAAAAGAUUGCACCAAAGUGAAGUGCUAUAGGUGUGGUGAAACCGGCCACGUAGCCAUCAACUGCAGCAAGACGAGUGAAGUCAACUGUUACCGCUGUGGCGAGUCAGGGCACCUUGCACGGGAAUGCACGAUUGAAGCCACAGCUUAAUUAUUUUCCUUUGUCGCCCCUCCUUUUUCUGAUUGAUGGUUGUAUUAUUUUCUCUGAAUCCUCUUCACUGGCCAAAGGUUGGCAGAUAGAGGCUACUCCCAGGCCAGUGAGCUUUACUUGCCGUGUAAAAGGAGGAAAGGGGUGGAAAAAAAUCGACUUUCUGCAUUUAACUACAAAAAAAAAGUUUAUGUUUAGUUUGGUAGAGGUGUUAUGUAUAAUGCUUUGUUAAAGAACCCCCUUUCCACGCCACUGGUGAAUAGGGAUUGAUGAAUGGGAAGAGUUGAGUCAGACCAGUAAACCCGUCUGGGUGUCUUGAAUAUGUUCCCAUGUAGGAGGUAAAAUCAACUCUGGAAGUGUCUGUGAGCUUCCAUAAAUAACUUUAAUUUGAGCAUAAUGAUGGCCUUGGAUUGUCUGACCUCAGUAGCUAUUAAAUAACAUCAAGUAACAUCUGUAUCAGGCCCUACAUAGAACAUACAGUUGAGUGGGAGUAAACAAAAUUAAAAAACGUGCGUGUUAAUGGCUGUAAGAGAAAAAUCAGAAUAAAAGCUUAACCAGGAACAACUUCAUCACAGCACUGAUGCUGGGUAUAGAUGGUGAUGGCAAAGGUUUAGAACGCGUUUUUUGAAAGACUAAAUCUAAAACCCAGAGUAAACAUCUACGCUUAGAGCUAGCAUAAUUUGGAGUUAUUCAGGAAUUGCAGAGAAAUGCAUUUUCACAGAAAUCAAGAUGUUAUUUUUGUAUACUAUAUCACUUAGACAACUGUGUUUUCAUUUGCUGUAAUCAGUUUUUAAAAGUCAGAUGGAAAAAGCAACUGAAGUCCUAGAAAAUAGAAAUGUAAUUUUAAACUAUCCAAUAAAGCUGGAGGAGGAAGGGGAGUUUGACUAAAGUUCUUUUUGUUUGUUUCAAAUUUUCAUGAAUGUAUAUAGUGCAAAACGCCAUAUUAAAGAGGGGAAUGUGGAGGACCGAAA